GUUGCUUGUUAUCACUGCAUGUGCUUACCCGGUACAAUUCACGAUUGUGAUUCCGUUUACCGCUUUCAUUUGUUUUGAAGAAAUAAUUCUUAAAUAAAAUCAACGAUGAUUUAUUCGACAAAUCGUUUCAUCUCGUCUGCCUCUUUUCGCCUCUUUAAAUUGGAAUUCAGGGCAAGGAAAUGCACAUCCAUUUUGCCGGCGAUAGAGAAAAUAUCCCUACACCCGACAGUACAGACCAAAUCGGAAAAAGAACCUUUCAUGAAGAACGUUUUUUUGGGCAAGUUUGACAAGGAUUUUCUCAUUUAUCCGGAAAUUUUGAACAAGGAGGAAAUAGAGGACAUUGAAAAGAGGGUUUCCUUCCUCAGGCAGACCCUGGAAACCAAGGAAAAAAGCGAGAAUGCAGAAGAAAAGACUACCAUGUUUGAAGAACUGGUGAAAUCUGGAAUUCUGAAAUUGCAAGCCCCAGUAGAUUACGGAGGGUUUGAGGUUAAGACAACUCAUAUUACAAAAACUUGCGAUUCUCUUAAAUUGAACCAUUCAGAAGCCCUACUGUUGGACAUACACCGCUCGUUAAUAAUUGAAACGAUUGUAAAGUAUGGAACAGAUUUCCACAAACAAAAAUAUCUCCGUAAAUUAUUAAAUGGAGAAAUUACUGGUGCUUAUGCGUUGUCCGACGAAUCAAGAGACACUGAUGCACUGUCAAUAGAGACAACUGCGACUUUUUGUGAAGACGAAAAUCAUUUUCUAAUUAAUGGUAACAAAAAGUGGGUUACAAAUGGGAAGAAUGCAGACUUUUUCAUCAUAUUCGCACAAAUUAAGAAUUAUUCAUCGCAUAAAGAUAUUAAGAAGCUUGCUGCAUUUAUUGUAGAAAAAGAUAGCAACUCCUUCUCAUUUUCUGCACCUAAAAUGAGUGGUCCUAAUGAUUGUGGUAUUUGCGACAUAAAAUUACACAAUGUUGUUGCGACCCAAGAGAAUUUACUUGGAGGUGAUGAUGAAGGAUAUGAAAUCUCUACAUUUGGACUACAAUUGCAAAACCAUUUCUUGCCUUCCUCUAUUUUAGGAUCUCUUAAAGAUAUCUUUCAAGAAACAACAGAACUUGUUAAACCAAGAAAGUUUUUUUCAAAAGACUUAAAAGACAGUGAAAAUGUUAAAGCAAAAUUAGGAAAAGUUGGGGUAACAAUUUACACUCUGGAAAGCAUGAUGUAUCUUUUAUCUGGAGCAUUGGACCAAUAUGAAAUUGACACCCGUCUAGAAUCAGCUAUUAUUCAGGUAUUUGCAUACGAAAAAUGUUUGGAGUCAUACAAAACAUGCUUGGACUUAAUAGGGAAGUUAAAUUAUGACAAACAAAUCGCCUAUUCCGAAAAAUUGAAUGAUAUUUACAAUGUAAUGCUGUCAGUAAAUACGACUGUUAUCAUUAAACUGUUUAUUUCUUUAUGUGGUUUAGAAUAUGCUGGUUUAAAAAUGGCAUCAAUUGUUCAGAAAAUGCGCCAUCCAUUUAAUUUUCCUGGAUUUUUUUUCAGAAAAUUAAUCUCUUCUUAUAAACACAACAGGGAUACACCCAAUCUGGAUCAGCAGCUUUAUAUGAAUCUACAUCCUUCCCUUAGGAGUGCAAGUGAACAACUAGAAUAUUGCGUGACCAGAUUUAAUUACGCUAUUGAAAAUGUCCUAGUCACUCAUGGAACAGCAGUAGUGGAUCAUGAUUUAGAUUUAGUAAGGAUAGCAGACAUUGCUGUACAUAUAUUUGCAAUGACGAGUGUCCUUGGUAGAGCUUCAAGAUCAUAUUGCACAGGUGUUAGGCACUGUGAUGACGAGGUCUUGAUAUCUCGUGCCAUCUGUCAGGACAGUACUAUUAGCGUGAGGAAACUAGUUGAGGACUUAGUUGGUGGCGUCACUUACACCACUGAUCACAUACAUUUGAAUAUUGGGUCAAAUGUAGUACAAAAUGGAGGUUAUUACCUUGAACAUCCGACUGUUAAAAACAUUAAUUGAUAAACUUUUAAAUAUAAAAUUUGUGUUUGUGA
This is a messenger RNA of Cimex lectularius (bed bug), 2021 nucleotides long. RefSeq names its product acyl-CoA dehydrogenase family member 9, mitochondrial-like. Bases 106 to 1989 code for a protein of 627 amino acids. Gene Ontology annotation, molecular function: acyl-CoA dehydrogenase activity; flavin adenine dinucleotide binding. The record is from RefSeq and is a predicted model, not a curated record. Lineage: Eukaryota; Metazoa; Arthropoda; Insecta; Hemiptera; Cimicidae. The transcript is spliced from 9 exons.